CAGUCUGCACCCCGAACUUCCUUCGUGCCUGACUUAGUCGAGAAGUCGGAAAAAAAAUAAAAUAAAAAAGGAAGGGAUCAAUUUGUUAUUCGACUUGACUUGCCGCUUGCUUGAUAAUCCAUGAGUUGCAGACCAUGAGUCUUGAUUCUCUCGAAUUCAUCGGCAUCAUCGUUUCCCCAAUUUUCUUCUUCUUCUUCUCAUACACAAAUUGAAUUAUUCGAUCGCAUCGCGUAUAUACAGUCAAUUCGAUUCACCAAUAGUCAUGGCAUCACCGGCGUCGUCAUCGGCGGUGGCGAACAUCAUGCUGGCGAUCUACGAGAAGAAGACGGUGGCGGUCGAUCUCUACCGCCCGCUGCGAAACUACAUAGUCUUCAACUACUCGGAGCGCGAGGCCCAAAAUCUAGAGGACGACCUCCAAACCCUCAACCAAAUGCGCUCCGAUCUAGACCGCAGCGCCGCCGACUCCCCCACCGCCCGCCGCGACCUGCUGCAGAGCUACUACCGUGCCCUCUGUGCCGUGGAGUCGCGCUUCCCUAUCUCCCCGAGUAAGGACCACAUCAACGCCGUGACUUUCACUUGGCACGACGCCUUCAAGAACAAGCUCAAGGCUUCGCAGCAGAACAUCCAUCUUGAAAAAGCUGCCGUGCUGUUCAAUUUGGGCGCAGUGAACAGCCAGAUCGGGUUAUCAUUCGAUCGGGCUUCAGUUGAGGGGCGGCGGCAGGCUUCGCACUCGUUUAUUGCCGCGGCGGGGGCGUUCGCAUUUCUCAGGGAUAAUGAGUCGGCGAAGGCGUCGAUGGGGAGCUCGGCCACCGUGGAUUUGUCGGUGGAGUGCGCGGGAAUGCUGGAGAGGCUUAUGCUGGCCCAAGCGCAGGAAUGUGUUUUUGAGAACACUAUCGCCAAGGGGAGUACUCCUGGAGUUUGUUCUAAAAUUUCAAGACAGGUCGGGAUCUACUAUGAGGAAGCUUUAGCAGCAUUAAAUGUUACACCUCUCAAAGAUCAUUUUGACAAGACAUGGUUAAGCCAUGUUCAGCUAAAGGCAGCCUUGUUUUAUGCUGAGGCGUGCUAUAGGUAUGGUUUAGAGCUGCAUGAGAAAGAGGAGAUUGCUGAGGAAAUUGCUCGUCUGAAGAGUGGGAUUAAUGCUUUGUCUGAAGCCAAGAAACCAUCCUCAAAGGGUGCUGCACAACAGCUUUUGGAUGCAAUGAAUAAAUUGGAAGGCAAUUUAAACCGUAACCUGGAGAGGGCUGUGAAGGAGAAUGACCGAGUUUACCUGAUGAGGGUUCCUCCCAUCAGUUCUCUACCUCCUCUUCCAGCAUUUUCUAUGGUUAAACCUAUCCCAAUGAAUGACCUACUGGAUGCAAGCAAAGAAAAAAUGUUUGCAAGUCUUGUCCCUGAUAGCAGUGCCAAAGCUCUUUCUCGAUACACUGAAAUGGUUGAUGAUAUCAUAAGAACACAAGCUGAAAAAUUGCAGCAAGGGAGUGAAAUUGCACGAGUGAGGCUCAGGGAAAUGGACUUGCCAGAUUCUAUUCUUGCUUUGGAAGGAAACUUCAGCCUGCCAACAGCUCUUAAAGAAGAUGUUGAGGCAGUUCAAAUUAGUGGGGGACCUGCAGGGUUAGAAGCUGAGGUACAACAACUUAGAGAUUUGAGGAGGGUGAAUCAGGAAUUGCUUGUCCAGACCGAGGAGCUCUUGCAGAAAGAAGCAACAGAAGAUGCACAAUUUAGAAGCCAAUUCGGGGUGCGGUGGACUAGGCCUCAAUCCAGUACUUUAACAAAAAACUUGCAGGACAGGUUAAAUAGAUUUGCAGGAAAUCUGAAGCAAGCUGCAGAUAGUGAUGCCCGGAUUGAGCGUUCUGUGAGGGAUCAUUCCAUUCUCAUGUCAAUCCUUGACCGGCGCCCGAUAGAAUCUGCCCUGCCUACACUGGCAAGGCCUAUAAUGUCUUUGGAUGCUAAUGAAGAUGCUAUAGUGGGGGCACUGAAGCAGAGCUUGAGGCAAUUGGAGACUCUUGGUGCUCAACGUGCAGGGCUUGAAGACAUGCUCAAAGAGAUGAAGAGGAAGGAUGAUAUAUUGCCCAAGUUGAUGGCAUCAACUGGCUCUUAUGAGGAUCUUUUCAGGAAGGAGAUUGCAAAAUAUGAUCACAUCUGUGAGGAGAUUGCCCAGAACAUUGAGGCACAAGAGCAACUUUUGCUACAAAUUCAGGCACAAAGUGAUGAAUUUGCUGCCAUCUUUAACCUUGAAGAUUAUAAAGUAUCUCGUGAGAAGAGUUACAAGCAGAUUGAAGCCGCCAUAGCGAAGUACCGAGAAAUUAAAGAAAAUAUUAAUGAGGGAUUGAAGUUUUAUGUUACUCUUCAGGAUGCUAUCACAAACGUAAAGCAGCAAUGCAGUGAUUUUGUGAUGACCAGAAACAUUCAGUGCCGGGAAAUGAUGGAAGAUGUACAGAGACAACUGGCAGGUUUCAGUUUUCAAGAUAAGAAUGUUGGUGGUUACAGCUAUCCAAUUGCUGGACAACCUCAUCAUCAAAGACCAUCUACACAGCAACAAGCAGAUCAGCCUCCUCGCCCUCAGGCAACAUCUUAUUACCACCAUCAUCCCGAGCAGCCAACUAUGCCUGGGUACACCCAUCACCCUCCCCCCUAUGGCAAUCCACAGCAGCCACCUCCUGCUUACCACCCAUACCCACCUCAACAGACUCCUCAACAGCAGCCAGCAGUGAGCCACGAGUAUGGCCAACCUGCAUAUCCCGGGUGGCGAGGUCCAUAUUAUAAUGCGUCUGCUCCGCAACCAGGAACUCUACCUCGGCCGCCUUACACAGUUCCUUCUCCAUACCCUCCUCCCCACCAGAGUGGCUAUUACAAGCAAUAAUAGUAGGGUUACUCCCCUGACACUCCCAAUUAUUUGUUGUGUAUUAGUUUGCCCCCAUCUCUUCUUUUUCACUGUUCUUGCCGUUCCCAGUAGCAGGAUAUUGUGGGAUUAGAAUAGAAGAAGAGGAAUCUGCCCUCUCUUACAUAUCAACUUUCAAAAUGCGUGGACUCCAUCAGUUUGGUUUGCUAAAAAACUCAUCAUCUACAACUAUUCUACACUAGUGUAAAGUGGGUAUGUUUCCAAUAUUAUUUAGCAGUUGUACAACCAUUUUGAUUUCAAUUGUUCAUCAAUUUGCACCACGUAUUCUCUUUGGGAGUUAGUUCGGCCUUAUUGGCAUGCAAUUAUUGUUUGGGGAUUAGUGGAAUAAAGCAAUUGCGUUUGUUUAUUUGA
Messenger RNA from Diospyros lotus (date-plum), 3247 nucleotides. Its product is annotated as vacuolar-sorting protein BRO1. Bases 263 to 2857 code for a protein of 864 amino acids. The transcript is spliced from 8 exons. Gene Ontology annotation, cellular component: endosome. Gene Ontology annotation, biological process: protein transport to vacuole involved in ubiquitin-dependent protein catabolic process via the multivesicular body sorting pathway. NCBI's taxonomy places the organism in Eukaryota, Viridiplantae, Streptophyta, Magnoliopsida, Ericales, Ebenaceae. The record is from RefSeq and is a predicted model, not a curated record. Gene Ontology annotation, molecular function: protein binding.